GACAAGACUUUCAUUUAACUUAGUUUUGAGUUAUCUAUUUUUUAUUUUGUCUUGAUAAAGUUUACUUACUUGAGCCACAAUGGUUGCUGGCAUGCUGAUGCCCAUGCGGGACCUUAAAGCCAUCUAUGAAGUCCUGUUUCGAGAUGGUGUUAUGGUGGCCAAGAAAGACAAAAGGCCCCAAACAAAGCACCCUGAGGUACAAAGUGUGAGCAACCUGCAAGUAAUCCGUGCAAUGGGCUCUCUUAAAUCCAGGGGUUAUGUGAAGGAAACUUUUGCUUGGAGACAUUUUUACUGGUACUUGACCAAUGAUGGUAUUGUUUACCUGCGUGACUACCUCCACCUGCCCACCGAGAUUAUUCCAGCCCCACUGCAGAGGAUCAGGAGGCCAGCUGCCAGUCUACCUGCACAUCGCACUGCUCAGGUCCAAUCUGUACAAGGCCCAACGUCUUACGUUCCCAAACCAGGACGCAGGGAUGAAGCAGAGAGCCAGGAAGCACUGGCUGAGCGCCAAGACUACCGCCAUAAGAUCAUGGGCAUUGGAGAACAAGAGAGAUUCCCCGAUAGGACCUCCAGAUUCAGGGGUCGUCCACCGAGUGAUGAACUAAUGAGGCCAAAACCAAUGCUGGAGGUUCAAGAACAGCAUCAACCUCUUUACAAGAGGGGUACUAACUUCAACCGUGAAUUAAUGUCCACUGAGGAGAAAGUAGUAAAAAAGGUCACUCUUCAGGAGCCAAAUAUAAAACCUGAAAGACCAGGUGCAUUAAAAGAGAGAAGAGUGAUGGAGGCUGAAAAGAAAAAGGCACCACGUUUUGUUCCUGUACAGUCAGAGGCUGAGAAACACGAUGGAUCCCAGACUGCUCUGAUCUCCUCUGCAGCAGCCUUACUAAUACCUGCGGCUGCUGUUGGUGUGGCUGCAGGUGCUGCCACAUCAAAGAUUACAAGCAGAUCAUCUGCUGACACAAAUAAACAGAUAAAGAACAAAGACAUGCCCAAGAUUGCUGGUGAAAACGUUUCCUUUAAGGUUAGUGAAGAGAUUACGACCAGUUUACCUAAGACAGAGCGUUCAUAUGUAGAAGUGAAAGAAGAAGAAACUAAAGUUACAGAGAUCAGUAUCUCAGGUAAAAUGGCUAAAAAAAUUCCUAAACCAAAACCUGUUCCUACAGUGGAGUCUGCUCAGGAAUCCUCCAAAGACUUUACCAGCCCUGUCACCACAGCUGAUGGUAAACCUGCUGAUGUCAAAGAUGGGAAGCUGAAGAAAGAAAAGCCUCAUGAGGUUCCAGUUAAACUCACUGAGAAGAAGACACAAGUCCAAGUGAAAUUUAAAACUGACAGUGAUAUUAAAGACAAAAAUGACACAGUAAAUAAGAAGAGCACCGAAUUCAAACUCGAGAGCAGCACCAGUGACCCAGUGGAUUAUGCGAAUGCGCUGCAAAGCAGCUCCAUUGUUAAAGUGAAUCAAAAACCAGUUCAUGCUGAAAUCAUUGCACCAAACCUGACUGGAAAGCCCGAAACUGAUGAGGUUUCUUUCAUAAAGAAAACAGCAAGUGCGCUCUCAACACCUGAGGUUAAAUAUGAUACUGUAACUGUCUCAGCAUCUCAGGGCAAGCCUGAAAAUCCACAACCUGUGACAGAGAAACUUACAGGAGUCAAAAUCAUCACAGAACAGGAAGACAUUAGUGUAAAGGAAAUUUCACAUGCCCAAAAAGAUGAAAGUGUGCCACCAGGAGAUGUUCCUGCUGUAAAACAGGAGCAAGAAACCAUUCAUUCAUCUCUGUCAGCUCAAAGUGCUGUUAUCACAGAGGCAGCUGAUGACAAUAAACAAGUCACUGAAGCAACAUCCAAAUCAAAGAGAAAGAAAAAGAAGUCCUCAAAUGACAAAUCCAAGAGUGCUAAUACUGAAGAAUUGCCUCAGUCAAAGAUGGAGAAAGAAAAAAACUCUCAGGGCACCUCUUUGGUGGGAGUGACUGAAAAUACCACCCCACCUACACCAGUUAUUAAAUCAGAGCCUUUAACUGUGUCUUCCUCCAUGAAGACACCAGGGGGAAACAAGGCUGGAGCUAAAGUAGAUGAUAACAGGGAACAUAAAAAAGAAAUACCCAAACAAGCUGAUGGGAUGCUGAAAGAGGAGCCACUUAAAAAAACUCAAUCUGCAUCAGCAGAAGCAUCACCUCCAUCAGGUGAGACACCUGCAGCCUCCACUGAGCAUGUGCAAAGAAAGAGGACUGAUAGCAAUACCACACAGGAGUCUGUAUCUCCCAAAGGUAAACUAAAGGCUAUUCCUGACGUGGAACCAGUGAAAUCGGAGGAGGUGACUGUGAGAAAGGAAACAAUGAUGCAGAAAACAAGUCAAACUGAGCUCAUGCAACUUGAAGAGAAACCCCCAAAUACAGAAUCUCAAAAAUCAACUGAGUCUAAAAAAGUAGAAAGUGUGGAAAAAGCUACAGAGGAACCCUCAAAGGGAAAGAAAAAAGGAAAAGGUAAAAGAAAGGCUAAGCAGUCACCAGAAUCAGAAACUAUAAACAUGAAACCUGCCACAGAAAGACUGCCAUCCUCUGACAUGGCACUGCCCAAGGAUGCAGGUAAAGAUAGCCCUGUUCUGGCCUCUGCACUGACAGACGCUAAAGCUCCUUCAAAGAUGACUUCUGAAAGAAUUUGCAGCGAGGAAGUCAGUCAGGCAGCAGCUGUGCUCUCUGAGGCCCCAACAGACAAAGGAGAGGAGGAGCUAGCAGCGCUCUCUGCAGAAAAAAACAAGCGGGAGGUUCCAAAACCAGAAACCUCUUCCAAUGUGAGGAAAGUACCCAUAGAUUUAACGUCAGCAGCACCAGCAGAGGCAGCUGCGGCACAGGCCAGCCCUCUUGUCAAGCAAGAGGAGCCUCCCAGAGUUGCACAACAUUCGGCCAGUCAGGCAGCAGAGCGCAGCACACAGGAAAGGCUCUCUGUUUGUGAGGCCUCAAAGCACCAGGAAGACAAGAAGAGGGACUUGAAAGAGGACACACCCUCUGCUACUGCCACACCUGUAGCCCAGCCUGACCAGCCUCACCUGGGGGACACCUGCGAGUCCACUAAGCCUGACACAAACGAGGCCACCAUGAGGAAGAAAAUAGUGGUGGUGGAGGAGAUAGUUGAAGUAAAGCAGGUCCUCAGUCCUCAGGCAGCCGGUGAGCAGCCUGCCCCUCCACCUGUCCAGACUCAGGUAGAGGAGGAUGAGCUGGACCUGGAUGUUCUGCAGGAAAUCGCUUUAGAGCGAGCUCUCUUGGCAGGGGCAGCGGGGCUCAAGGUGCAAGGAGCCUCACCUGAGACUGGAUGGGACCACUCGCUGGAGGAGCCAGAGGAGAAGAUGUGGCCCAACUUCAUUGAAGAUGAACGCGAUCGAGUACAGAAGAAGACCUUCACAAAAUGGGUUAACAAGCACUUGAUAAAGGCGCAGCGUCACGUGACAGAUCUGUACGAAGACCUCCGGGAUGGACACAACCUGAUCUCCCUGCUGGAGGUCCUCUCUGGGGAGACGCUGCCACGAGAGAAAGGCCGGAUGCGCUUCCACAAACUGCAGAACGUACAGAUAGCACUGGACUUCCUCAAACAUCGGCAGGUCAAGCUGGUUAACAUCAGAAACGAUGACAUAGCUGAUGGUAACCCCAAGUUGACCCUGGGGUUAAUAUGGACCAUCAUCCUCCACUUCCAGGUCUCCUCCUCUAUCUCAGAUAUUCAGGUCAACGGGCAGUCAGAGGACAUGACGGCCAAAGAGAAGCUGCUGCUGUGGUCUCAGCGGAUGACAGACGGCUACCAGGGCAUCCGCUGCGACAACUUCACCACCAGCUGGAGGGACGGCAAACUCUUCAACGCUGUCAUACACAAGCACUAUCCCAGACUCAUUGACAUGGGUAAAGUGUACCAACAGACCAACCACGAGAACCUCGAACAGGCCUUUAAUGUGGCUGAGAGAGACCUGGGAGUUACCCGACUCCUGGAUCCAGAAGAUGUUGAUGUCCCGCACCCUGAUGAAAAGUCAAUCAUCACCUACGUGUCAUCCUUAUAUGAUGUUAUGCCUCGUGUUGAUGUCCAUGAUGGUCUCAGAGCAAAUGAGCUGGAGCUGCGUUGGCAGGAAUACUACGAACUGGUGACCAUUCUGCUCCAGUGGAUCCGCCACCAUGUCACCAUCUUUGAAGAGCGAAGGUUCCCUAGCAGUUACGAGGAGAUAGAGCUGAUCUGGCGUCAGUUCUUGAAGUUCAAGGAAACGGAGCUGCCAGAGAAAGAGACGAACAAGAAUUACUCCAAACAAAUCUACCAGACGUUUGAGAGUGCAGUGCAUGCCGGACAGGUGAAGGUCCCCCCAGGCUACCAUCCCAUCGAUGUGGAGAAGGACUGGGGUCGACUCCACGUGGCCAUCCUCGAGAGAGAGCGACUGCUCAGGAUUGAGUUUGACAGACUUGAACGGCUCCAACGGGUGUUUACCAAAAUCCAUAUGGAGUCGGAGGUGUGUGACGUUCAGUUCACUCAGCUGGAGACCCUGCUGCAGAAGGACAUUGCUCUGCUGAAUGCGGGGAAACCAGCUCAGCACACUGCAGAGGUGGACAGGGAGCUGGACAAGGCAGACAACAUGAUUCGCCUGCUCUUCAACGACGUGCAGAUCCUCAAGGAUGGGCGCCACCCUCAGGCUGAACAGAUGUACCGCAGGGUUUUCCGCCUCCAUGAACGCCUCGUGAGCCUGCGCAGUGAUUACAACCUCCGGCUGAAGUCUGCCGUAACGAUGGCUCAGGUUCCACUUACCUCCACCUUGCAGUCAAGCAUGAAGGUGAGGCCGGAGAUGGAUGGCGUGACCCUGCGUUAUGUUGAAGAUCUUCUUGCCUGGGUGGAAGACAACCAGCAACGCCUUGAUAAGGCAGAGUGGGGAUCGGAUCUGCCCUCGGUGGAGUCCCAGCUGGGCAGCCAUAGAGGACUGCAUCAGACCGUCGAGGACUUUAAAUCCAAGAUCGAACGGGCCAAGUCUGACGAGAGCCAACUAUCUCCUGUCAGCAAAGGCAAAUACAGAGAAUACCUGGGAAAACUGGACCUCCAGUAUGGAAAACUACUGAACUCUUCCAAGUCCCGCCUGAGGAACUUGGACUCGCUGCACGCCUUUGUCACUGCUGCAACCAAGGAACUGAUGUGGCUAAACGACAAAGAGGAGGAGGAGGUCAACUACGACUGGAGUGACAGAAACACCAACAUGACAGCUAAGAAGGAAAACUACUCUAGUCUCAUGCGGGAGCUGGAACUAAGGGAAAAGAAGGUCACUGAUAUCCAGGCUAUGGGAGACAAACUCGUCAAUGAUGGACAUCCUGGCAAGAAGACGGUUGAGGCCUUCACUGCUGCCCUGCAGACUCAGUGGAGCUGGAUCCUGCAGCUGUGCUGCUGCAUAGAGGUUCAUCUUAAAGAAAACACAGCUUACUACCAGUUCUUUGCUGAUGUAAAAGAAGCUCAGGACAAGAUGAAUAAAAUGCAGGAGAGCAUGAAAAAGAAAUACAGCUGUGAUCGCUCCACGACAGCCACACGUCUGGAGGAUCUGCUGCAGGAUGCUGUGGAUGAGAAGGAACAGCUGAAUGAGUUUAAGACUCUGGUGUCUGGGCUGAACAAGAGAGCCAAGUCCAUCAUCCAGCUGAAACCUCGCAGUCCCACCACCCCCAUUAAAGGCAAACUGCCCAUUCAGGCCGUCUGCGACUUCAAGCAGCAGGAGAUCACUGUUCACAGAGGAGAUGAGUGCGCCCUCCUCAACAACUCUCAGCCCUUUAAGUGGAAGGUUCUGAACCGCUCUGGAAACGAAGCAGUCGUUCCUUCUGUCUGCUUCCUUGUGCUUCCAGUCAACAAGGAGGCUGUGGACGGUGUGUCAAGUUUGGACGCGGACCAUCAGCAGAUAGUGUCCAUGUGGCAGAUGCUUCAUAUCAACAUGAAGAGUCUGCUGUCUUGGCAGUACCUGAUGAGAGAUUUUACUCAGAUUCGCUCCUGGAAUAUCAGCAUGUUAAAGACCAUGAAACCAGAGGAGUACCGGCUGAUCAUGAGAAACCUGGAACUCCACUACCAGGACUUCAUGCGUGACAGCCAGGACUCAAAGGUCUUUGGCCCUGAUGACCGCAUGCAGAUCGAGGAGGACUACACCAAAUGCACCCAGCAUUUUGACAAUCUGCUUCGUUCCAUGGAGAAAGGUCAGCAGGAUGAGACUCUGCGUAAGAACUAUAUUUCCGAGCUUAAAGACUUGCGUUUGCGCAUCGAGGACUGUGAGGCUCAGACUGUGGCCCGCAUCCGCAAACCAGUGGAAAAAGAGCCUCUGAGAGAAUGUGCCCAGAAAAGAACAGAGCAGCAGAAAGUCCAGGGAGCGCUUGAAGGCCUUAAGAAGGACCUGGAUAAGGUGUCUGUAAAGACACAGGAGGUGUUGGCUUCUCCUCAGCAGUCUGCUUCAACCCCUGUGCUGCGCUCAGAGCUUGACGUUACUGUGCAGAAGAUGGACCACGUCUACAUGCUCUCCUCUGUUUACCUUGAGAAGCUGAAGACUGUGGACAUGGUUAUCCGCAACACUCAGGGUGCUGAGGGUGUCCUGAAGCAGUAUGAGGACUGUCUGCGGGAGGUUCACACUGUGCCUAGUGAUGUCAAGGAAGUAGAGACUCAAAGGACUAAGCUCAAGAAAAUGCGAGCUGAAGCUGAGGGGGAACAGCCAGUGUUCGACUCCAUGGAGGAGGAGCUGAAGAAAGCUUCUGCUGUGAGCGACAAGAUGUCCCGCGUGCACAGCGAACGAGAUGCUGAGCUGGACCACUACCGCCAGCUCACGUCUAGUCUCCAGGACCGCUGGAAAGCAGUGUUCACCCAGAUCGACCUUCGCCAGAGAGAGCUGGAGCAGCUCGGUCGGCAGCUCGGUUAUUAUCGGGAGAGCUACGAUCAGCUAAUUCGCUGGAUAACUGACGCCAAGCAAAGGCAGGAGAAGAUCCAGGCUAUGCCCAUCACCGACAGCAAAACGCUGAAAGACCAGCUUGCCCAGGAAAAGAAACUGCUGGAUGAGAUUGAACAGAACAAAGACAAAGUGGACGAGUGUCAAAAUUAUGCCAAAGCAUACAUUGAUACUAUUAAGGAUUAUGAGCUGCAGUUGGUGGCCUACAGGGCUCAGGUGGAGCCUCUUAGUGCUCCCCUGAAGAAAACCAAACUGGAUUCUGCUUCUGACAACAUCAUUCAGGAGUAUGUAACACUCAGGACCAAGUACAGUGAGCUGAUGACGCUGACUAAUCAGUACAUCAAGUUCAUCAUGGACACACAGCGCCGCUUGGAGGACGAGGAGAAAGCUGCACAGAAACUCAAAGCAGAAGAGCAGAAAAAGAUGGCGGAGAUGCAGGCUGAGUUAGACAAACAGAAGCAGUUAGCUGAAGCUCAUGCAAAGGCCAUUGCUAAAGCUGAAAAAGAGGCUCAAGAGCUGAAGCUCAGAAUGCAGGAAGAAGUAAGCAGGAGAGAAAACGCUGCAGUAGAUGCAGAAAACCAAAAACAGAACAUUCAGCAGGAGCUGCAUGAGCUCAAAAACAUCUCAGAGCAGCAGAUCAAAAGCAAAAGCCAGCAGGUGGAUGAAGCUCUUCACAGCCGAGUCAAGAUUGAGGAGGAAAUCCGCCUCAUCAGGAUCCAACUUGAGACAACUAUAAAACAAAAGGCCACUGCAGAGUCUGAACUCGGUCAACUUCGCGACAGAGCAGCCGAAGCUGAGAAACUCAGGAAGGCAGCUCAAGAAGAGGCAGAGAAGCUCCGUAAACAAGUUAAUGAAGAGACGCAAAAGAAGCGUCUGGCGGAAGAGGAACUCAAACGGAAAUCCGAAGCCGAGAAGGAGGCUGCAAAGCUAAAGCAAAAAGCCCUUGAAGACCUUGAGAACCUCAGGAGGCAGGCAGAGGAAGCUGAGAGACAAGUCAAGCAAGCAGAAAUUGAAAAGGAAAGACAAAUUCAAGUGGCUCAUGAGGCAGCCCAGAAAAGUGCUGCUGCCGUGCUCCAGAGCAAACACACCUCGUACGUGGAAAAGACCUCACAGUUGGAGGAGUCGCUCAAGCAAGAGCACGGUGCUGUCAUUCAGCUGCAACAAGAAGCGGCUCAUCUCAAGAAACAACAGGAGAAUGCAGAAAACGCCCGGGAGGAGGCAGAAAAGGAGCUUGAAAAAUGGAGACAGAAAGCCAAUGAGGCCCUUCGUCUAAGACUCCAGGCUGAAGAGGAGGCACAUAAAAAGAGCCUCGCUCAAGAAGAAGCUGAAAAACAAAAAGAGGAGGCUGAACGGGAGGCGAAGAAGAGAGCCAAAGCUGAAGAGUCGGCGCUGAAACAGAAAGACAUGGCCGAGCAAGAACUUGAGAGGCAGAGAAGAGUGGCUGAGAGUACUUCCCAGCAGAAGCUCACUGCAGAACAGGAGCUCAUUCGACUCAGGGCGGAUUAUGACAACGGAGAGCAACAGAGGUCCCUACUUGAGGAUGAACUCUACCGCCUGAAGAACGAAGUUGUUGCAGCUCAGCAACAAAGAAAACAGCUGGAAGACGAACUAGCCAAAGUAAGAAGCGAGAUGGAUUUGCUCAUCCAGAUGAAGUCCAAAGCUGAGAAAGAGUCCAUGUCCAACACAGAAAAAAGCAAACAGCUUCUUGAAGCAGAAGCUACCAAGAUGAGAGACCUGGCAGAAGAGGCAAGCAGGCUUAGAGCCAUCGCAGAGGAGGCCAAGCAUCAGCGUCAGAUUGCAGAAGAAGAAGCUACUCGUCAGAGAGCAGAGGCUGAGAGGAUUCUCAAAGAGAAGCUUGCUGCGAUCAGCGAUGCCACUCGCCUAAAAACAGAAGCCGAAAUUGCCCUGAAAGAGAAGGAGGCAGAAAACGAGAGGCUCCGACGUCAAGCUGAGGAUGAAGCUUAUCAGAGAAAAGCUCUAGAAGACCAGGCAAACCAGCACAAGCAAGACAUUGACGAAAAGAUAGUCCAACUCAAAAAGUCAUCUGACGCAGAAAUGGAAAGACAAAGAGCGUUGGUGGACGACACGCUCAAACAGAAGCGAGUCGUUGAAGAAGAAAUCAGAAUCCUGAAGCUCAACUUUGAGAAGGCGUCAUCUGGAAAACUGGACCUGGAGCUAGAGCUGAACAAGCUGAAAAAUAUCGCUGAGGAAACUCAACAAAGCAAGCUCAGAGCAGAGGAGGAGGCCGAGAAGCUGAGGAAGCUUGCCCUUGAGGAGGAGAAGAGGAGGAAGGAAGCAGAAGAAAAGGUCAAGAAGAUCGCUGCUGCAGAAGAAGAGGCAGCUAGGCAACGAAAGGUGGCCCAAGACGAGCUCGAACGCUUAAAAAAGAGAGCAGAAGAAGCCAGGAAGCAGAAAGACGAGGCUGACCAAGAAGCAGAGAAGCAGAUCACGGUGGCCCAUCAAGCAGCUCUGAAAUGCAGUGCAGCUGAGCAGCAAGUGCAAAGUGUUCUUGCUCAACAAAAGGAGGACAGCAUGAUGCAACAGAAACUUAAGGACGAGUACGAGAAAGCCAAGAAACUUGCCAAAGAGGCUGAAGCUGCCAAGGAGAAGGCAGAACGGGAGGCAACUCUCCUUCGUCAGCAAGCAGAAGAAGCAGAACGGCAAAAAGCUGCUGCGGAGCAGGAAGCUACAAACCAAGCUAAAGCUCAAGAAGAUGCUGAGAGGUUGAGGAAGGAGGCUGAGUUUGAAGCCGCUAAACGAGCACAGGCAGAAGCGGCAGCACUCAUGCAAAAAGAGCAAGCGGAUGCUGAAAUGGCAAAGCACAAAAAGCUGGCUGAGCAAACCUUAAAACAGAAGUUUCAAGUGGAGCAAGAGCUCACAAAGGUCAAGCUUAAACUUGAUGAAACAGAUAAGCAGAAGUCUCUCCUGGACGAUGAACUGCAGCGUCUGAAAGAUGAGGUUGACGAUGCUGUCAAACAAAAGACCCAAGUGGAGGAGGAGCUGUUCAAAGUCAAGGUUCAAAUGGAGGAACUUCUCAAACUGAAAAUCCGAAUUGAGGAGGAUAACCAGCGUCUAAUCAGGAAAGACAAAGAUAGCACGCAGAAGCUCCUUGCUGAUGAGGCAGAGAAGAUGAAAACACUUUCAGAAGAUGCUGCUCGGCUUAGUGUUGAAGCCCAAGAGGCUGCUCGCUUGAGAAAACUUGCAGAAGAAGACCUCAACCAUCAACGAGCGCUUGCAGAAAACAUGCUCAAAGAGAAAAUGCAGGCCAUACAAGAAGCAUCCAGGCUCAGAGCUGAGGCGGAGAUGCUUCAGAGACAAAAAGACUUGGCUCAGGAGCAGGCGCAGAAGCUUCUGGAGGAUAAGCAGCUAAUGCAGCAGCGUCUAAACGAGGAAACGGAGGAAUACCAGCGAUCACUUGAAGCAGAGAGGAAAAGACAACUGGAGAUCGUAGCUGAAGCUGAAAAACUAAGACUUCAGGUUUCUCUGCUCAGUGAAGCCCAGGCCAAAGCUGAGGAAGAAGCUAAAAAGUUCAAGAAACAGGCUGAUACCGUUUCUGCUCGUCUUCAUGAGACGGAAAUUGCCACAAAAGAAAAACUGACUGCAGUUGAAAGACUGGAGUUUGAGAGGCUAAAUACUGGCAAAGAAGCUGAUGAUUUACGCAAAGCUAUUGCAGACCUAGAGAACGAGAAGGCUAGACUGAAAAAAGAGGCUGAAGACCUUCAAAAUAAGUCACAAGAGAUGGCUGAUGCUCAGCAGAAACAAAUUGAGCACGAGAAGAUAAUGCUUGAGCAGACUUUCCUAACAGAAAAAGAACUGCUGUUAAAGAAGGAGAAGCUAAUUGAAGAUGAGAAAAGACUGCUGGAGAGCCAGUUUGAAGAGGAAGUGCGAAAGGCAAAGGCUCUUAAAGAUGAACAAGAACGCCAGAGACAGCAGAUGGAAGAGGAGAAAAAGAAACUUCUGGCCACCAUGGACGCAGCCGUCAGUAAACAGAAAGAGGCAGAACAAGAAAUUCUUAACAAGCAAAAAGAAAUGCAAGAACGAGAACGACAGAGACUAGAACAGGAAAGGGUUCUUGCAGAGGAAAACCAGAAGUUGCGUGAAAAACUACAGCAGCUUGAAGCCCACAAAGAUCAGCAAACAAAAGAAAGUGACAAUCAGGCUGAUACAAUUUCAAACAAACAAAUUAUCCAUAUGACAACUGUUGAGACAAAGGAGGUUUACAUUGGUCAAAAUGGUAGGGACAUAGUGGAUGGUGGAGAAAAGAGACCAGAUCCCUUAGCUUUUGAUGGCAUCCGUGAAAAGGUACCUGCUAGCAGGCUUUAUGAGCUUGGAAUUUUGCCCAAAAAUGAGUUUGAUCAGCUAAAAAAUGGCAAAACCACUGUUGAAGAACUUGGGGAGACUAAAAACCUUAAAAGAAUUCUUAAAGGAAACAAUGCAAUUGCAGGUAUUUUAACCCCUGCUAAUCAAAAAAUGUCAAUCUACCAGGCAUCAAAAGAUAAAAUUAUUACUCCAGGGACAGCAAUGAUCCUUCUUGAAGCACAGGCAGCCACUGGUUACAUAUUAGACCCUAUUAAGAACAAGAAACUUUAUGUUAAUGAGGCUGUCAAGGAAGGCUUGAUUGGCCCUGAACUGCAUAACAAAAUGCUAUCUGCUGAGAAGGCUGUUGUUGGCUACAAAGAUCCAUACAGCGGUGGAAAGAUUUCUGUUUUUGAAGCCAUGAAGAAGGGUCUAAUUGAACGUGAUCAUGCCAUCAGAGUCCUUGAGGCUCAGCUUGCUACUGGUGGCAUCAUUGACCCUAUCAACAGUCACCGUGUAUCCAAUGAAACAGCCUGUAAGCAGAGACAGUAUGAUGCAGAAAUGAAUAAGAUCAUGGAGAAACCCUCAGAUGACACAAAGGGAUACUUUGACCCCAGCACUCAAGAACCACUGACAUAUUCUGAGUUAAUGGCAAGAUGCACUACUGACCCCAAUACCAGUCUGUUACUCCUGCCAGUCACUGAAAAAGCUGCUCAGUGUUCUAGUAUAUACACAGAAGAAGAGACAAAAGAUGUAUUCAACAAAACAACUGUGUCUGUGCCUUUUGGACGAUUCAGCGGUAAAACUGUUACCAUUUGGGAGAUAAUCAACUCUGAGUACUUCACUGAAGAUCAAAAGAAGGAUCUUCUUCGCCAGUACAAGACAGGCAAAAUCACAAUAGAAAAGAUCAUUAGAAUUGUCAUUACAGUAGCUGAGGAGAAGGAGAAGAAGAAUGAAAUUGUCUUUGAUGGUCUAAGAGCACCUGUCCCUGCCAGUGAGCUUGUAGAAUCAAAAAUCAUAGAUAAAGACCUUCACAAUAAACUCCAGAAGGGAAAUGUGUCAGUCAAGGAAAUAUCUGAAAUGGAGCCCGUCUACAAGGCACUGAAGAGUACAAACUGCAUUGCUGGUGUACUCAUUGACUCAUCUAAGGAGGUACUGUCCUUUUAUCAGGCUAUGAAGAGGGACAUGGUAAGGCCUAGGAUUGCUUUGAAUAUGCUUGAAGCCCAAGCAGGAACAGGCUUUGUAGUUGAUCCUGUUCAAAACCAAAAGUACACUGUUGAUGAGGCUGUUAAAGCUGGUGUUGUUGGUCCUGAGGUGCAUGAAAAGCUCCUGUCUGCAGAGAGAGCUGUUACAGGUUACAAAGAUCCUUACACUGGACAGACUGUAUCUCUCUUCCAGGCAAUGAAAAAAGAUCUAAUCCCUAAAGAGCAAGGUAUUCGACUGCUUGAUGCCCAAAUGGCCACUGGUGGCAUCAUUGAUCCAGUAAAAAGCUUACGUGUUCCUCAUGAUGUUGCUUGCAAGAGAAAUUACUUUGAUGAUGAAAUGAAACAGACUCUGAGCAAACCAACUGAUGAAACUAAACAUUUCUUUGACCCAAACACAAAAGAACAUGUCACAUACUCACAGCUCUUCAAGAAAUGUGUCACUGACAAAAAAACUGGUCUUCUGCUUCUUCCUCUUAGUGACGAGGCAAUCGCUGAUAAGGAAGAGUCAACAUACACUGAAGCCCAGACAAAAGAGGCUAUGACUCAAGCAACUGUGGAGCUUGAAUCUGGACCUUUUAAGGACAGAAAGAUGACAGUCUGGGAACUUAUCAACUCUAAAUAUCUCACUGAGGAACAGAGACUUGACAUGCUCAGACAGUUUCGGUCAGGAACAUUUACAAUUGAAAAGAUAAUCAAGAUCAUUAUCACAAUUGUGAAUGAGAAAGAAGCUAAGAAACUGGAACAAUCCAGCUUUAAGGGACUCCGUGCUCCUGUUCCAGCAAGUUCCUUGUAUGAUUGUAAAAUCAUAGAUAAACUGACAUUUGACCUCCUUGAACAGGGUAAAACAACACCUAAACAGGUCAGUGAAAAUUCUGAUGUUAGUAAAUACCUCCAGGGCACUGAAAGCAUUGCUGGCAUUUUCUUGGAACCAACAAAGGAAAAAAUAGGCAUUUAUCAAGCUAUGAAGAAAAAGCUUCUCAGACAAAACACAGGUAUUUUACUUCUUGAGGCUCAGGCUGCAACUGGAUUUAUUGUAAAUCCUGUGACAAAACAAUGCCUGUCAGUUGAUGAAGCAGUAAAGGUAGGCCUUGUUGGUCCAGAGUUGCAUGAAAAACUUCUCUCUGCAGAAAAGGCUGUCACUGGCUAUAAGGAUCCAUUCACAGGCAAGAAAAUUUCCCUCUUUGAAGCAAUGCAAAAAGAUCUUAUACUUAAAGAACAUGCCAUGCCCCUUUUGGAAGCACAGAUGGUCAGUGGAGGAAUCAUUGACCCUGUGAACAGUCACCGGGUCCCAAUUGAGGCUGCAUACCAAAAGAACAUUUUCAGUAAAGAAAUUGCCAAAACUCUGUCUGUAGCAUCAGAUGACAACAAGGCUUUCUCAGAUCCAGAAACUGAUGAGAAUGUAACCUACCAGCAUCUUAAAGACAAAUGCCGAAAAGAUCCAGACACAGGUCUUUACAUCCUCCCUCUCUCUAAACCUCAGUCUCCAACCAUUGUGGAGAAGACAUACCUCUAUACAGAAGAACAAACUCAGAGUGAUCUGACUAAAACCCAAAUUGACAUUCCAAUUGAGGGCCUUGCUGAUAAACCAAUGAACCUGUGGGAUGUAAUGAACUCAAAUUUGAUUCCAGAACAGGAAAGACAGAAGCUUUUAGAUGAAUACCGCGCUGGAAAAAUAACUAAAGAGAGGAUGAUCAUCAUUAUUAUUGAGAUAAUGGAGCAAAGAGAAAUAAUCAGACAUGACAGCCCACUUUCAUACAAAACUAUAAGGAGAAGAAUAACAAUUGAAGAGCUUUACAAUGCUCGCAUCAUUGAUUUGGAGACAUACAAUCUUCUUAAACAGGGCAAGAGGGAUAUCCGUGACAUAAUGGAGAUGACUAGUGUGAAACAAUACCUCUAUGGAACAGGCUGUGUUGCUGGUGUCACAACUGACUCAAGUGCCAAGCUAAGCAUAUACCAAGCAAUGAACAGAGGUUUCCUUAAACCUGAAAUAGGCCUUAGCCUGUUAGAGGCGCAAGCUGCAACAGGAUUCAUUGUUGAUCCAGUGAAGAAUGAAACACUCACUGUUGACGAAGCUGUUCGUAAAGGAAUUGUUGGGCCUGAGAUCCAUGAUAAACUUCUUUCUGCUGAAAGAGCUGUCACUGGAUACAAAGAUCCAUACAGUGGAAAAAUUAUUUCUCUUUUCCAAUCCAUGAAAAAAGAUCUUGUUCCAGAAGAUUAUGCCUUAAAAAUGUUGGAGGCACAGACUGCUACUGGUGGCAUCAUUGAUCCUGAAUUCCAGUUCCACCUACCAGCAGACAUUGCUUUACAAAGAGGUUAUAUCAACAAGGAGACCAAUGAGCAAUUAACUGACAGUGUUAAAGGAUUUGUUGAUCCAGUUACUGAUGAAAAAGUGUCAUAUGCAGAGCUCCUCAAGAGAUGCAAACUAGAAGGGGGGUUGCGCCUCCUUUCCCUAGGAGACAAGAGGUUGACCUUUACGGGUCUGAGAAAACAGAUCACAAUGGAGGAGCUGAUUCGCUCACAAAUUAUUGACCAGCAGACUGUCAUUGAAUUAAAUGAAGGCCUUCUGACAAUGGAGGAAGUCAGCAAUAGGCUAUCAAGAUACCUCCAGGGCACAGGCUGUAUUUCUGGUGUAUAUUUGGAGUCAACCAAAGAACGUUUAUCUAUAUACCAGGCAAUGAAGAAGAACAUGAUUAGGCCAGGGACUGCUUUUGAGCUUCUUGAGGCCCAAGCAGCCACAGGGUAUGUUAUUGACCCAAUCAAGAACCUUAAACUGACAGUCCAUGAAGCAGUAAAAAUGGGAAUUGUAGGUCCAGAGUUCAAGGACAAGCUUCUCUCUGCUGAGCGAGCAGUGACUGGAUAUAGAGAUCCUUAUUCAGGCAAGACAAUCUCUCUAUUCCAAGCAAUGAAAAAGGGCCUCAUCCUGAAAGAUCAUGGUAUCCGUCUCCUAGAAGCUCAAAUAGCCACUGGUGGAAUUAUUGACCCAGAAGAAAGUCACCGUCUACCAGUUGAGGUGGCCUAUAACCGUGGCUUCUUUGAUGAGGAAAUGAAUGAGAUCUUAACAGAUCCAUCUGAUGACACAAAAGGCUUUUUUGAUCCUAAUACAGAAGAAAACCUAACCUACCUUCAGCUGAUGGAGAGAUGUAUCACUGAUCCAGACACCGGCCUGGUACUCCUGUUACUGAAGGAAAAGAACCGGGAGAAAAAGACAUCCUCUAAAUCUUCUGUUCGAAAACGCAGAGUUGUCAUUGUUGACCCAGAGACAGGCAAAGAAAUGAGUGUAUAUGAGGCCUACAGAAUGGGACUCAUUGACCACCAAACUUACUUGGAACUUGCUGAGCAGGAGUGUGAAUGGGAGGAAAUUACAAUGACUUCCUCUGAUGGCUCUGUAAAAUCUCUAAUCAUUGACAGAAGGUCCGGCAGACAGUAUGAUGUUGAUGAUGCUCUUUCACGAGGACUUGUUGAUCAGAAGACCUUAGAUACAUACCGAUCUGGAAACCUGUCAAUCACAGAGUUUGCUGAUAUGCUUUCUGGAGGUAUAGGAGGUUUCCGUUCACGCACAUCUUCAUUUGGUUCUACUAGUGGGUCAUCUUACUCCACUUCCAUGAGCCCUAUACCUUCACUUAAACCACCUGCAGUAAACUGGAAUGAUCCAACAGAGGAGACUGGACCAAUAGCAGGAAUACUGGACAUAGAUACACUGGAAAAGGUGUCUAUCACUGAGGCAAUACACAGAAACCUAGUAGACAAUAUCACAGGCCAAAGACUGUUGGAGGCCCAAGCCUGCACAGGAGGAAUAAUAGAUCCUACAACUGGAGAACGAUUCUCAGUUGCUGAAGCAACAGAGAAAAGCUUGAUAGAUAAAAUCAUGGUUGAUCGCCUCAACCUGGCACAAAAAGCAUUCAAUGGAUUUGAAGACCCCAGAACUAAAGUCAAAAUGUCUGCCUCCCAGGCUCUAAAAAAAGGCUGGUUGUACUAUGAGGCUGGGCAGCGUUUCCUUGAGGUUCAGUAUUUGACUGGUGGUCUUAUUGAGCCCGAUGUUGAGGGCAGAGUGCCCUUAGAUGAAUCCAUCAGAAAAGGAACGAUUGAUGCUCGCACUGCCCAAAAGCUGAGAGAUGUCGGUACUUAUUCAAAAUAUCUGACAUGUCCAAAAACGAAAUUGAAAAUCUCUUUCAAAGAUGCCAUGGAUAGAAGCAUGGUUGAAGAAGGAUCUAGCUUAAGGCUUCUGGAGGCCUCUUCUCAGUCUAGCAAAGGCCUUUACAGUCCCUACAAUGUCAGUGGUUCUGGAUCUGCGUAUGGCUCUCGGACUGGCUCAAGGACAGGAUCCCGAUCAGGUUCAAGAAGAGGCAGCAUUGAUGCUGGCUCUGGCUUUAGCAUGAAUCUCUCCACCACCUCCUCCUCCUACUCCUACUCAUCCACAUCUGCCUACCCUCGUAGAUUCUGAUGAGCUCGUCCCGUUCCUAAUCAGUUGUAACUAAAAACUAGCAAUACUAAUGCACUUUACAGUUGCAUUUCUAACAACAGAAAUUAGAUACAGUAACAAUAAAAGUAUAAUUUAUUUAUUUGUAAUUUCAUAUAGUCACAAGAUUUGCUUCAGCUGAUGAUUUUUUUAUCUACUUGUGUAAACAGCUGCCUCUUUUAUGGGGAUGUAACCAAUUAUUGCAUAAAAAGAAGAUUCCAGUAAAGAUUACCAAGUCAGCUCAUAACUAU
This is a messenger RNA of Nematolebias whitei (Rio pearlfish), 17124 nucleotides long. Its product is annotated as plectin. Bases 80 to 16858 code for a protein of 5592 amino acids. NCBI's taxonomy places the organism in Eukaryota, Metazoa, Chordata, Actinopteri, Cyprinodontiformes, Rivulidae. Gene Ontology annotation, molecular function: structural constituent of cytoskeleton; ankyrin binding; structural constituent of muscle. Gene Ontology annotation, cellular component: sarcolemma; intermediate filament; cytoskeleton. Gene Ontology annotation, biological process: hemidesmosome assembly; wound healing; intermediate filament cytoskeleton organization. The transcript is spliced from 32 exons. The record is from RefSeq and is a predicted model, not a curated record.